Coregonus sp. 'balchen' is the source of this 6187-nucleotide messenger RNA. The record is from the annotation of a GenBank genome assembly. NCBI's taxonomy places the organism in Eukaryota, Metazoa, Chordata, Actinopteri, Salmoniformes, Salmonidae.
AUGAUCCUCCUGUGUGUAAAUAGGGCACUGCAGGAUGAAAAUGCUGAGCUGCACCAGAACCUGAUGCAAACAGUGGUCUGCAUUGAGAGCCUGGAGGCGGAGCUAGCCAGGGCCAGGGAGGAGCUAAGCCACAUGAAGGAGAAGUUCAAGAGGUCAGGGCUCAUGAUAAUAUGAUGACGGCAGUGGAGGCUGGCAGUGGAGGAGCUAUAGGAGGACGGGCAUACAACAUGGGCCCAGAAUUCAUAGCCAGACCCUUGUUUAUGAUGCUGUGUCUCUCUCUGCUGCAGGCUCCAGGACACAUACACAGGUACCCAGCACACCAACAGCCUGCUGGGGGAGAAACUGCACUCAGCGGUAAGAAUCUGGUCAAACAUGACAGACUGAGAGACAAAGACAAAGACAGAGAGAGAGACUGAGAGAGAGACAGAAAGAGACAGCGACUGAGAGACAGAGAGAGAGACAGACAGAGAGAGAGAGAGACAGACAGAGAGAGAGAGACUGAGAGAGAAAGAGAGACAGAGAGAGAGAGAGACAGAGAGACAGAGAGACAGAGAGAGACUGAGAGAUAGAGAGAGACUGAGAGACAGAAAGAGACAGAGAGAGAGAGACAGAGAGAGAGAGAGACAGAGAGAGACUGAGGAUAUCUUAUCUAGGUAACACUGUGGGCCCUGGCCAGGUAACACUGUGGGCCCUGGUCUAUAACUAGUCUGUCCAGGUCAGGUCAUAUGGUCGAGAAAGACUCCUGCCACUAUACAAACUCAUAUUCCCACCCAGGCAUAGAAACAUACACUGCUCUGAAUAUCCUUCUCCCGCUCCGUCACCUCUACAACACACAGUGUUGUGUUGACUUACAGUAGCUUGCAAAAGUAUUCACCCCCCUUGGCAUUUUUCCUAUUUUGUUGCCUUACAACCUGGAAUUAAAAUGGAUUUUUUGGGGGGGGGUUUGUAUCAUUUGAUUUACACAACAUGCCUACCACUUUGAAGAUGCAAAAUAUUUGUUCUUCUGAAACAAACAAGAAAUAAGACAAAAAAACUGAAAACUUGUGCGUGCAUGACUAUUCACCCCCCCCAAAGUCAAUACUUUGUAGAGCCACCUUUUGCAGCAAUUACAGCUGCAAGUCUCUUGGGGUAUGUCUCAAUAAGCUUGGCACAUCUAGCCACUGGGAUUUUUGCCCAUUCUUCAAGGCAAAACUGCUCCAGCUCCUUCAAGUGGGAUGGGUUCCGCUGGUGUACAGCAAUCUUUAAGCCAUACCACAGAUUCUCAAUUGGAUUGAGGUCUGGGCUUUGACUUGGCCAUUCCAAAGUGUUCGAAACCACUCGAGUGUUGCUUUAGCAGUAUGCUUAGGGUCAUUGUCCUGCUGGAAGGUGAAACUCUGUCCCAGUCUCAAAUCUCUGGAAGACUGAAACAGGUUUCCCUCAAGAAUUUCCCUGUAUUAAGCGCCAUCCAUCAUUCCUUCAAUUCUGACCAGUUUCCCAGUCCCUGCCGAUGAAAAACAUCCCCACAGCAUGAUGCUGCCACCACAUGCUUCACUGUGGGGAUGGUGUUCUCGGGGUGAUGGGUUUGCUCCAGACAUAGCUCAAAUUUAGUCUAAUCUGACCAGAGUACCUUCUUCCAUAUGUUUGGGGAGUCUCCCACAUGCCUUUUGGUGAACACCAAACGUGUUUGCUUAUUUUUUUCAUUAAGCAAUGGCUUUUUGCUGGCCACUCUUCCGUAAAGCCCAGCUCUGUGGAGUGUACGGCUUAAAGUGGUCCUAUGGACAGAUACUCCAAUCUCCGCUGUGGAGCUUUGCAGCUCCUUCAGGGUUAUCUUUGGUCUCUUUGUAGCCUCUCUGAUUAAUGCCCUCCUUGUCUGGUCUGUGAGUUUUGGUGGGCGGCCCUAUCUUGGCAGGUUUAUUGUAGUGCCAUAUUCUUUCCAUUUUUUUUAUAAUGGAUUUAAUGGUGCUCCGUGGGAUGUUCAAAGUUUCUGAUAUUUUUUUUAUAACCCAACCCUGAUCUGUACUUCUCCACAAAUUUGUCCCUGACCUGUUUGGAGAGCUCCUUGGUCUUCAUGGUGCCGCUUGCUUGGUGGUGCCCCUUGCUUAGUGGUGUUGCAGACUCUGGAGCCAUUCAGAACAGUUGUAUAUAUACUGAGAUCAUGUGACAGAUCAUGUGACACUUAGAUUGCACACAGGUGGACUUUAUUUAACUAAUUAUGUGACUUCUGAAGGUAAUUGGUUGCACCAGAUCUUAUUUAGGGGCUUCAUAGCAAAGGGGGGUGAAUACAUAUGCACGCACCACUUUUACGUUAUUUAUUUUUUGAAUUUUUUGAAAGAAGUUAUUUAGAAUUGUUUUUACUUCACCAAUUUGGACUAUUUUGUCCAUUACAUGAAAUCCAAAUAAAAAUCCAUUUAAAUUACAGGUUGUAAUGCAACAAAAAAGGAAAAACGCCAAGGAGGAUGAAUACUUUUGCAAGGCACUGUAUGUCCUCUGCUCUGUUCUGUCCUUAAAGACUGAGAGCACAAUUAGUACUACUGCUAUACCAUCUCUAGAACAAACUGUACUGAAUAUGUUGAGUCAUGUCCUCUGCUCUAUCCCUGCAGACCGAGAGCCUUAGCUCUGAGAGGAAAUAUAUGGUGCAGCGUAUCACCCAUCUCAGCACAGAGCUGGAGCAGGCCAACGCCACCGUCGCCACUCUGGAGAACAUCAAUGUGAGCACAGCACCAUCUACUGAGCAAUAUAUGAACUAAAACCCACACUAGCUUUGUUCAUGUACUGGCAACAGAAAGAGUGGUGGAAAGACAAUAUGAUGAUUUGUAAAGUUGAUAGUGGCCUUACAUUAAAAUACUGUAUCCAUAAUCUCCUCAACUCGUGUUCAGCUCAUUGCAGACUACAUGAUCAUUUCUUGUAACUCCUCUACUGGUUUCUCUAUGUCUGUUGUACUGUAUGAACUGAGAGGAUGUCUGUGCUGCCCUCCAGGUUCCCUGUCUGAUCAAGGAGCACCUAGAAAAGCACUUUGACUCUGGAGACGCUGUCAAGCAGUUUCUGAAGAACGCCUUGAAAACCGGCCAAUCUACGGGCGACAUCGAAUCAUUCACUCCAAAACUGGAGCAGAAGCCGUCUGAUUGGCCAGGCGUAGGACUGAGGGAGUUUGAGGCGGGUCCACAAAAGGUCACUGCUUUUAUGCCCUGCAAGCAGGAGAAGGAGGGGUUUGGGGUGAUAGGUCAGACAGGAAAUGAGGAUUCUCGCCCGAUGAGUCCCCCUUUCUCCGUCGCUGACAUCAGUAUGGCUAUCUAUAAGAAGAUAGCUGCCAGCCAAGCGGCAAGACAGCCUCGGCCUUCCAACUACCAACUUCACACUGACACCCCUCCCAACCCCUACCCUCUGGUGGAGUUGGGUGCAGGGGGUGCAGGAGGUGCAGGGGGGGAGGGUUACCUUGUGCCUUCUGUCAAGGGGGGCGUGGCAGAGGCAGGGAGAGCAGCUGAGAGUAAGCAGGGUGCUGUUGUUGAUGUGUCCUAUCUGACGGCCCAGAGGGUUCUGGAUGACUUCCUGCACCAGCUGACGCACCCAGAGGAUGGGAGUGGAGGUGGGGGGGAGGGAGGGGGCACAAGGCCAACAUGGGAGGGGGAAGAACUGACGAGAGGGGGGCGGAGUGAAAGGAACCUAUGAACUUCUGUAAUUGUAACCUAAUCUUGUAUAGGCUAGGAUUGUUCAAAUUGUAUUGGUUUCUUUGUGAUGGUUUGUUUGUGAUGGUUUGUUUGUGAUGUUUGAGGCCUGUAGUUCUGCAUUUAUUUCACUCACUAAAUGUCACUAUACAUUUGAGUGAUGGUAUUGUAAAUAUUACAUUCUGUUUCCUUCCCAAAUGUCUUGUUGUGCGGUGGUAAAGAAAGUAUUAGACUUAAACAAUUAUUUUACGUAUAUAUAGAAUGUAAUUAUUAAUUCAAGUUUGCAAUGUGGUACAGAGUCCCUCCUUUCCCUUAUGAAGUGAUGCAGAAUUGAAAUAGUUUUUUUGUCGUAGAAUUUUCUAUUUUGUAACAAUGACUGCUAUUUUGUAAGCUCCAGUAAGCCAAUGAAGUAACCUUCAUAUCUGAAUAACAUCGAUCCAGCUGCUAUUAACAGAUUACCCCAUGUGUUUUGGGCUAUUAUGUCACAUUACCUAGAUUUUAACCUUUAUUUGAAACCUUAUCCAGAGAUGUGAAUUACACCAGAAAAUAAAGCAGUUGUCUGAGGAUGGAGCUGGACCAUCUGACAUGAAAAGAAAAGGGGACAGUUUGAUGAAAAAGCUUUAAAUAAAGGUUCAAAUCCAGGUCUUGUGACAUGAUUGUCCAAAACACAGGGCCUUACUUAUGAAUGCUAUGCUGUCCAUCCUAAUAAACUCUCUUAGCUAAAACUGUAUAACGUUUCUGUCACCCCCCCCCCAAAUACGUUUCAUGUUGUAGAUCAAUAAAAUGACUAAUUCUAAACAUAUCUGACAAGGUUUCUUGAUUUGUCUUUCCCAAACAUUACCCACUUCCUAUGUUAAGCCAUCACUCUCUCUCCUAUUCUAACCUAUACUGAACAUGGGGUGCAGCCAUGGGAAUGAGUUUUUCCCUACAGAAGGGCUUUAUUACAGACAGAAAUACUCUCCUCAGCAUGGAUGUCCUGGGCUGGCGUGGUUACAUGUGGUCUGCGGUUAUGAGGCCGGUUGGACGUACUGCCAAAUUCUCUAGACGUUUUAGAGGCAGCUUAUGGUAGAUAAAUAAACAUUCAAUUAUCUGGCAACAGCUCUGGUGGACAUUCCUGCAGUCAGCAUGCCAAUUGCACGCUCCCUCAAAACUUUAGACAUCUGUGGCAUUGUGUUGCCCUGCCCCCCUGUCUACCGGUCUACCUGUCUAUCUGUCUAUCUGUCUAUCUGUCUACCUGUCUAUCUGUCUAUCUGUCUAUCUGUCUAUCUGUCUAUCUGUCUACCUGUCUACCUGUCUAUCUGUCUAUCUGUCUAUCUGUCUACCUGUCUACCUGUCUAUCUGUCUAUCUGUCUACCUGUCUAUCUGUCUAUCUGUCUACCUGUCUACCUGUCUACCUGUCUAUCUGUCUACCUGUCUAUCUGUCUGUCUAUCUACCUGUCUAUCUAUCUGUCUACCUGUCUAUCUGUCUAUCUGUCUAUCUGUCUAUCUGUCUAUCUGUCUACCUGUCUAUCUGUCUGUCUAUCUGUCUAUCUACCUGUCUAUCUAUCUGUCUACCUGUCUAUCUGUCUAUCUGUCUAUCUGUCUAUCUGUCUAUCUGUCUACCUGUCUAUCUGUCUAUCUGUCUAUCUGUCUACCUGUCUACCUGUCUAUCUGUCUAUCUGUCUGUCUAUCUGUCUAUCUACCUGUCUAUCUGUCUACCUGUCUAUCUGUCUACCGGUCUAUCUGUCUAUCUGUCUAUCUGUCUAUCUGUCUAUCUGUCUAUCUGUCUAUCUGUCUACCUGUCUAUCUGUCUACCUGUCUAUCUGUCUACCGGUCUAUCUGUCUAUCUGUCUAUCUGUCUAUCUGUCUAUCUGUCUAUCUGUCUACCUGUCUACCUGUCUACCUGUCUACCUGUCUAUCUGUCUAUCUGUCUAUCUGUCUACCUGUCUACCUGUCUACCUGUCUACCGGUCUAUCUGUCUAUCUGUCUAUCUGUCUAUCUGUCUAUCUGUCUACCUGUCUACCUGUCUACCUGUCUAUCUGUCUAUCUGUCUACCUGUCUACCUGUCUACCUGUCUAUCUGUCUAUCUGUCUAUCUGUCUACCUGUCUACCUGUCUAUCUGUCUAUCUGUCAUAACCGUCAAAUCCAACCUGUAGGCCCAGUGCUGGUUUGCUGAUCAGACACUGGCCUGCUUUCCCAUUGGUGCUCCUGUCCUAAUAGGAUCCCAGGGACUAUGAUGGGGGGAUUACCAUAUCCAUACUGUACCCUCGACAUUGGCCAGUCCGUGUCCUCCACCAUGGGCACAGCAGGAAUUUAGGGGUGCACCUUGACCACUCACAGACCACACCAGAGGGGUUCCAUCCAAAACAAACGGGUGUUGUCAUCGUCAGUAAUUGUGUGAAUCGAAGAGUCACUGUCGUGGUGCAACCAUAACCUGAUGAUUUGAAGGAUCAUAGUUUUGCUGUCAAAAAAGGACGUGGAUGAUCAAAUAUCUAUUAGAUUAAUUAUUUUCUUGGCCUUCAGUUUUUGUCUCACGACUUCAAUUGGAUUACUACGGAGAUUUCUAA